Molecule: messenger RNA, 2535 nt
Organism: Panonychus citri (citrus red mite)
Lineage: Eukaryota; Metazoa; Arthropoda; Arachnida; Trombidiformes; Tetranychidae
Product: ribosomal protein S6 kinase beta-2-like
Exons: 3
Coding region: 110-1564 (484 amino acids)
Biological process (GO): signal transduction; protein phosphorylation
Molecular function (GO): ATP binding; protein serine/threonine kinase activity
Source: RefSeq, a predicted model, not a curated record
UCUUCCUGAAUUCUGUUUGUCUUUUUUAAUUUCGUGUCGGUUGUUGAUAAAUUGACUCCAGUUCUUAUUGUAUUUACGUGUUUUUUUACGUUUGUUCACGAAAUAAGAAAUGGCUGGUGUCUUUGAUUUAGAACUGAAUGAGGCCAACUCAAAGGAUGAUUAUUCUGAUGAGGAUUCCAUUGAUGUUGAUGAUCAGGAGAUAAGUGAACCGGACAUGAGUGCUAUCCUAGAAGAUGCUGACAUGGAAAAGGUUCAACUAAAUGAACAUACGGUUAAUGUUGGUAAAGAAAAAACUGGACCACAAGAUUUUGAACUAUUAAAAGUUCUUGGUCGUGGAGGUUAUGGUAAAGUUUUCCAGGUUCGUAAAAUUAAUGGUAAAGAGAGCGGGAAAAUAUUUGCCAUGAAAGUCCUUAAAAAGGCAACUUUAUGCCGAAGUCAAAAGGAUACUGCUCAUACCAAGGCUGAACGAAGUAUUCUUGAAUCAGUUAAACAUCCAUUUAUUGUUGACCUGAUUUACGCAUUUCAAACGGGCAAUAAGUUAUAUCUUAUCUUGGAAUAUCUUUCUGGCGGUGAACUUUUUAUGCACCUUGAAAGGGAAGGUAUUUUCUUGGAAGAUACCGCAUGUUUCUAUCUAUCUGAGAUAGUUCUUGCCUUGGAACAUCUUCAUCGAGGUGGUAUCAUUUAUCGAGACCUUAAACCUGAGAAUAUACUUUUAGAUGUUAAAGGACACAUUAAAUUGACUGAUUUUGGUCUUUGUAAAGAGACACUUAACAAUGACAAGAUUACUCAUACCUUUUGUGGAACCAUUGAAUAUAUGGCACCCGAAAUAUUAACUCGAACUGGACAUGCAAGAGGAGUCGAUUGGUGGUCUUUAGGUGCUCUUAUGUAUGAUAUGUUGGUUGGACAUCCACCAUUUACAGCUGAUUCAAGGCGUAAAACAAUUGAUAAAAUAUUGAAAGGCAAACUAAUUUUACCACCAUACCUUACACCCGAUGCUAAAGAUUUAAUUCGUAAAUUAUUACAACGAAAACCCCAAAUUAGGCUUUGCUCAAAUACUGAAGAUGCCGAGCCAAUUAGAAGGCAUCCAUUUUUUUCCAAUGUUAAUUGGGAAGAUGUUCUUGCCAAAAGAUGUGAACCACCAAUUAAACCAAUGUUAACAAGUGAAGAGGAUACAUCAUUAUUUGAUACAAGGUUUACUCGUCAACCACCAAUUGAUAGUCCAGAUGAAUCGUCAAUCAGUGAAAGUUUCAAUCGAUCCUUCCUUGGUUUUACCUAUGUUGCUCCCUCCCUAUUAGAUGACGCUCAUAAAAUGAAUCAGCAAACCUCUAGGUCACCACGUAGAAAUACAUUUUCAUCAUCGAUACCUGCAAAUUCUCAAAGUUGUGCACCCUUUUUAUGUGAAACAAUUGAGCAAAUGGACAUUACCAAUACACCUCCAUUAGCAACAAGUAUCAAUGAUCAACAACAACAAUCAUCUAAUAAUAAUGAGAAUAGUGAAUCAAUUGCACCUACAUUAAGGUCUCCAUCGUUACCAGUUAAACAAAUGAGAAAGAUCCAAAUUUGACCAAAAUAGAACUUAGAUUGGCAAUUUAGAAGAACAUAUAAAAAUACUUUACCUUUUUGUGACAAUAUUUAUUAUAUUAAUCAUAAAUAUAUGUAAUCAUUCAACCUACACCAAUCAACCAACACACACACAUACUAACAAAUCAAACUUUGCAAUCUCUUUCCAUAUGCUUCCCUAUGUGAUACGAGGAUUCAUGGUGAUGAGAUAGAUUGAAAUGUCUGAAGCAGAAAAAGACACAAAAAUGAUUCUGCUUCUUUCUCUCAUACAUUUUACCAAUUCAUCGAAAACACCAAACUAUCACUAAAUUUAAACACCUCAAAAAAAAUGGCGGAGCAAUCAAGCGAAGGAUAACAACAAGAAAACACACAUUAAAGUGCCUAAUUCUUAACAGUUAAUCAACUAAUUGAUGAAAUUGGCGAUGUAAUUAAAAUAUUAAUACAUAACAUAACCAUGGUACCUUACUAAGCCAUGAAAAAAACAAUUGCUUUAGCUUUUCUCACUUGGUCCAUCAACACAAACUGCAAUAUAAUAUAUAUUUACUAUCACUCACACAUUAAUUAACUACAUCGUAAUACUUUUCAUCUUACCAAAACUAUUUACCACUUUAAUUAUCAUUCUAUAUAUUUAAUUUACCAAUUUAACAAUCAUUUAAGAGGCAGAAAUCAAUCAUUUCAUCAGAAAAAUCAGAUCAAAUCAUGAUUAUCAAAAAUGUUACCUUUUUUUGUUGAUUAUCAUUUCUGAUUUUGUUCAUUUAAACAAAAAUUGUAAUCAUUGUUGAUAACUAAAAAGUGCUGAAACUGAAACAAAAUUUUCAAGGUUGAACAAUUUAACAAGCGUGAUUAUAAAAAAUUAACACAACCUUAUUAAAUUGGGUUAACAAGAGUUUUUUUUUGUUUUGAUUGUUAAUCUAAUACGUAGUAAUUUGUUUCUCUUUUCAUUUUUAUUCUAAUAAAUUUGAUAUUAUUUACCAA